AUGACACAACGAUGGCAAGUAUUAGAUUCACAAUGUUUACCAUCAUCAGUAUUUGCUUUAUUAUAUUUAUAUAUGACAUAUAAUAUUCGAUAUUAUAUUCAAAACCAAUAUUUUAAUGAUGGUAAUUCUUUAACAUCAUUUACCCUUAAAUUUGCAUCUUACUUUGCAACAGCCUAUGAUAGCUAUUAUUGUCAAACACAAAAUCAAUAUGCAUUUUCACAAAUAGUUGUACAGCAGCAGUCAAUAAAUUGUGCAAAACCAGAAUUACAAAAGCCAGUAAAUCCUGUAUGGAAAAAUGUAUUUGAUUAUCAAGUAUUAAAUAAAAGUUAUGUUGUAGAUGAUUUAGGAUUAGGUAUUAAUGCACAUAUUAAUCGUGAAUUAGCUUCUGUUGUUUAUGAUUUAAAUUAUAAAACGACAGAUCAAAAACAAGAUUAUGACCGAGUUAAUGAUAUAUUGCAAGCACUAAUUGCAACUGCUACUGUUGAUAUAGGUCAACGUUAUGAUCCAUUAUUGAGUUCACCAGAAUUUAGUUUAGCAUAUUCAGCUGCUAUUGCUAUAUUAAUUGGUGGACGACAAAAUGCUUGGGAUAAUGGACAACUAUACAUCAGUGCACCACCUCCAUUGAGAAAGAAUCUCAUGCUUGCUGUGCAAACAACAGCAUUAACUGCUGCUCAAGCUUUUGAAACUGGAAUAACAACAACAAAUCAACAACGUAUCGCUUACUGCCAAGCUCAUCAUUCUCCAAUAAAUAUUACACCAUCGACAUAA
Didymodactylos carnosus is the source of this 768-nucleotide messenger RNA. Lineage: Eukaryota; Metazoa; Rotifera; Eurotatoria; Philodinida; Philodinidae. The record is from the annotation of a GenBank genome assembly.